Molecule: messenger RNA, 1299 nt
Organism: Eruca vesicaria subsp. sativa (arugula)
Lineage: Eukaryota; Viridiplantae; Streptophyta; Magnoliopsida; Brassicales; Brassicaceae
Source: the annotation of a GenBank genome assembly
CCAAGGAGAAACACACACACUCUCUCUCUCUCUCUUUGAAUUUUAUUUGAGAGAUGUAAUGAUCGGAUAAACUAUAUUUCAAAAAUCAAAAAAAAAGUCUUCUCUGGUUCUUCCCUUUGGGGGGUAUUGCUGUUUGAUGAUGGGAUUUUGCAUCUGUCCGUUAGAAUCUCCGGCGAGAUUACUAUGGAGUACAAGCUUCUUCCGCCAUAAGAUCAUCAUCUUCUAAACCCUUUUGGUCUCGCUCUUUCUCUUACUUUGAACCCAAUCCUCUCUCUCUCUGUCUCUCUGUUUCGUUGUCUUUUUUUUUUCUUUACAUCUGUAUUUUCUUCUGGUCAAUCCAUGGAAUCCAAUUCGUUUUUCUUCGAUCCUUCUGCCUCCCAUGGCAACAUGUUCUUCCUCAAUCCCGCCGUUCAAGGAGGAAGAUCGAUGAUGAACAUGGAGGAAUCAUCAUCAAAGCGAAGGCCCUUCUUUUGCUCCCACGAGGAUCUCUACGACGAUGACUAUUACGACGAGCAGACACCCGACAAAAAGCGUCGCCUCACUACCCAACAGGUGCAUCUGCUGGAGAAAAGCUUCGAGACGGAGAACAAACUGGAGCCUGAGCGCAAGACUCAGCUUGCUAAAAAGCUUGGUCUUCAGCCAAGACAAGUUGCUGUCUGGUUUCAAAACCGCCGUGCUCGUUGGAAAACCAAGCAGCUCGAGAGAGACUUCCAUCUUCUCAAGUCAACGUACGACCAACUCCUCUCUAACUACGACUCCAUCCUCAAGGACAACCAUCUGCUCAGAUCCGAGGUGACUACCUUAGCCGAGAAGCUCCAAGCCAAAGAAGAGACAAGUAACGAGCCACCGGGUCAAGUGCCCGAAGCAAACCCCCAUCAGCAGCAGCAGCUUGAUCCGGUGAACAUGAACCAGAUCGAACCGCCAAUUAAAACAGAGGACAGGCUGAGUUCAGGGAGUACGGUACUAGACGAAGACGCACCUCAACUACUAGACUGCUGCGACUCUUACUUCCCAAGCAUCGUACCCAUCCACCAACCGGAGGAACAUAAUAACAACGCCAGUGAUAAUCAUCAGAGUUGUUUAGUCGACGUCUUUGUGCCCACCACUUCGCCGCCCCACUGUCACAGUGAAUCAUUGGGAUUCUGGGGCUGGACUUGAAAAGUUAAGCCAAAUAACUAUGUUUAUGUUUAUGUGUGUUUAUCAAAGUACAGUCAUGUUGUUUCCAUGUUGACGUAAUGCCGCUAUAAUUUGUGGAGUGAUUCCACGGAAUUUAUCAGUUAUUAUAUAAACGUUUGCGAA